Messenger RNA from Meloidogyne enterolobii, 567 nucleotides. The record is from the annotation of a GenBank genome assembly. Lineage: Eukaryota; Metazoa; Nematoda; Chromadorea; Rhabditida; Meloidogynidae.
AUGCCGUCUGACUGCACCUUCACUUUUGUUGACGGAAAACUUAUCGAAGAACAGAAGAAGAUUAAAGAUGAUGACAAGGAAAGCCAUUUUGAGCGUUAUAUUGAUGCUGAUGGAAAAUUGGUGAUUACUUGUAAGAGUGGAAAUGUUGAAGCUGUUCGAAAGUAUGAAAAAAUUUAAGUUUAAGGAAGAAAAGGAGGUUUGAGAGUACAAAAAGAAAACAUUUUUUGAUAUAAAAAUUUUUUUUAAUUGAUAAUUUUGCUGCCUUUUCUGGAUUUUAUUGGGCAUUCUUUUAAUUGUAUUCACUUUAAUUUAAAAAUUUAAUUGAUUAUAAAUUUAAAAGGCGCUUUAAUUUUUUAUUUUAUUUUUUGUUUUGGGUUAUUGACCUGUUUAUUUUUACGUAUUGUGUGCUUGAUUAUUUUCUAGACUGGAGGAAUUCUUGUAUGUGCGUCUUUUAUGUGCGUAUUAUUAUUUCUUUUAAGGGUCUGAUUUGGUCAGCCAAUCAUAAAAACGAGUUAUCCCACAUAAGCGCACAUCACGACUUUCGUUCUUUAUCAGGCUGUAACUUUC